AUGUCCCUGGCAGGUCUGCAAGGGCGGUUUUCCGCUCUGCAAGGGACCACCCACCAGCUAAGGGAGUUGAUCGACCAGCUCGCCCACGUCGAUUUCCAACCCGGCUCCGUGCCCCGGGGAACGGACGAAGAAAGCAGCGUGAGCGGCGAGUUGAGCGCGGAAAUCAGCCAACUGCUCCGAAACGCCCUCGACGAGCAGGAACUCCUCCGCGAAGAGGCCAAGUUUGUCCGGCCAGAGGACGACGACAAGACCACGUUGACGGACGCAGUCGACCGGCUUGGUGCCGAACUCGCCCGCUGCCGAGUCGACUUUCGAAAAGCCCGCCUGUCAGCACGGGAGUCCCUGAUAAGGGCGCAAAGACUAGAGCGGCAACUGCUCGUCCAGUCGUACUCCCUCCCCGUCUCCGCCUCCGUCUCCGAGCCAGAUAGCCCGCGGCCCGAGGCCGGGCCACCGCGCGCGGGCGAAGCUGUCCACGGGCCCCGGCGACACGUCGAGCAGCACCUGCACUCCAACCUCUCCCUCUCCGAGGACGAGCGGCGCACCGUCGGCGCGGGCAGCGACGUCACAGACGCGCUCCGCCGCACGCACGAUCUCAUCGCCGCGGAACUCUUUCGCAGCGAGUACGCGCACCAGACUCUCACCGAGUCUUCUGCUACGCUGAAACAGCUCGACGAGUCGUAUACGACCAUGGGUAGCAUGCUCGCCAGCUCGAGGGACUUGCUGGGCACUUUGCUGCGGUCGCAGAAGAGCGAUACCUGGUACUUGCAGACGGCCAUGUACAUGCUCAUGGCGACGGGUGCGUGGCUAUUAUUCAGGCGGCUCUUGUACGGGCCCAUGUGGUAUCUGGUCUGGCUGCCGCUGCGGAUCGUGUUUGGCGUGGGCUCCAAGGCCGGCGGCAUGAUGAUGCCGCGGGGAGCAGGGGAGUCCGGGAAAACAGGCGGCGUGGGGGAGACGUCAAAAGUCUCUGUAGGAGGCCUACCGAGAGAGGAUUUGCCGACGGCGCAGGUAAGACGGGCGAGGGAUGUGGGAGAGGGUGGUGGGGAUUCUGUGAUUGAAGAGGUCGCCAAGAUUGUAGACGAGGCCGACAAGUUGGGAAAUCUGGGGGGCCAGGGAAAUGGGCAUCUCAGGGACGCUGAGGAUCGUCCGAGAAAUCCCUUGAAGAGGGUUUGGGAGCCGGAGCCGGAGCCGGAGCCGGAUACGCAGCGCGAUGAAUUGUAA
This is a messenger RNA of Metarhizium album ARSEF 1941, 1218 nucleotides long. RefSeq names its product Sec20 domain protein. Gene Ontology annotation, molecular function: SNAP receptor activity. Lineage: Eukaryota; Fungi; Ascomycota; Sordariomycetes; Hypocreales; Clavicipitaceae. Gene Ontology annotation, cellular component: endoplasmic reticulum; SNARE complex. The transcript is spliced from 2 exons. The record is from RefSeq and is a predicted model, not a curated record. Gene Ontology annotation, biological process: retrograde vesicle-mediated transport, Golgi to endoplasmic reticulum. The coding region runs from base 1 to 1218 and encodes 405 amino acids.